AUCGCCGACGUGCUUUCUGUUGCUAUACCUAGGCAUAUUCUCGACCAACUCCCGUGCGCUCCCCUACACUUGCGCGGGGCCCUAAGACAUCUCUUAUACUGGAUCGAGCCUGCGUUGCGAACUGGUUGCUGUUAGGACAUGCUCUGCGCUUGCAUUUAGCCAACUAUGGAUUCUGGAUCGUAUAAUAAUGUUCGUAGGGGCACGAUGCCUCUGCCCUCGGCAGGGUCCAAUACCUCUUAUAAGGCAAAUGUGAACCGCACAAAGACACGAAAAUGGGUCGAGGCCAAAGUACAGAACUAUGAUGGCGACGACUGGGGUAAUGAUUAUGAUGAUGACUACGACGAUGGGGAUGACCAACCUUACGAACCUGAGCCCAUGCCACCCAAGAUCACCAAGCCUACCGGUCUACGACAACCAGGCCAAACUGGCCUCCCAUCCACACGUACUUUUUCCCAACCAUCUACCACCCUGUGGUCAAGCGCCGAUUCUCGUGUGCCCGGCCCGUCCUCGCUUCGUAGUCCCAGCGGACCCCCCUCUCUGCAUGUGCAGACGCAACCAACCGCUACAGGAACACCACCGCCACCGCACGCUGUCGAGUCAGCCCAUCCGGCCACUACCUCUUCACAUACGAACGUACCGCCAGGUUCCUAUAGUGCAGGGCCGACGACAGUACCAUCCAGGUUUCCACCUCGAAAAAGUAGCAUGGGCCAACAAGACCGACCUGAUAUUGAUUCCAAGCAGGUAUCGAAACUUGAUACGAGGCCUGGGUCGAGUUCCAGUAACCGGAUUGUGAGGCCAGCCGACAUCUAUAAGAGAGUAGGCGAGGAGAAGGAGAAGGAGCGCGUAUCGAUGGAAUCGGGACGUCCGAGCUUGGAUAGCAUACAUAACCGGAGCGACGCUCAAUUUCGUGCGCCAGGGGAUCAACGUCGGCGGACCAGCCUCGAAAGUCACGACGGGUCAGACUCGGCUCGUACGCGGAAGCCAAGCUUGGCACCGGUUGCAGAGCGGAAAAGCGAAUAUGGGAUGGAUGGAUUUCUUGCGAAAGCCCAGGCCGAUCAGCCAUCCACAGCACACGAACCAGCUGUGUUAGGUCCUCAACUCGCUAUUUCACAGGGUGAGCCUAACGACGAACUGAAGGCUGAUCUUAUGAAGAGUCGGCGCUUUUCCACAAGCCCUCAACUCCCCACCCUCUCACGCAUGUCUGGUUUCGGUGACGAUUUUUUUUCGGGUCCCGGCAAUAACAGCGCUUGGGCUAGCCCAAGUCUUGUACCCUCCCCCGAUAAACAAUCACCUCUUUUAGAAGAACCUAAAACAAUGGCAGUACCGAACGACGAAGUUCAGCAAGACCAGCCCCUCACCACUAAAGGGAGCACUGAGCCUGACCCAGCUACUACGAUUCCCAACAAACAUGAAGUCAAGACGGAAGGAACCACGGAGGCAAACCAGCCACAGCUUGGCGGCAAUCGUCCCCAGCUCCCAGGUGGAUGGGUGUCGGAAAGUACAACCGUUCCAGUGUAUUCCGAAGGAGUCAUUCUAGCCAACCAGCAACAAGAAACCCAUGGUGGUGUCCAUAGUACCAACACAGCAACGAUGACGAAGAGUGACAGAGGGAUAGAUGAGGUCUCGCAGGUAACGACGACUCCGAGUUUAUCAGCUCCGGCCAAUGCCGUAGAAAACGUUUCAGAUACCACAUUGGCGAGCGUGCUUCGUGCUAAAGAAACGACUGGAGAUGCUGACCGACAUGACAAUGGCAUAAGUCUCGAAGAUCCAGCUACCAAACAACCUAACAUAGCAUCCCAAUCUCUCCCACCUUUAGAAACACAAAACUUGACCGACCAGUUAGAGUCGCAGUCAAGGCCAACUUCAACUGUAGCCUACAGCAGCGAGAGAGACAAUCCUCAAGUUCACCCCGCGUCAACCGAUCAGCCAACAGCUGGUCACCCUUCUGGUCCCGAGUUCUCACCGACUGCUCCUCUGAACCCCAACCGGUCACAAGCUGAUCAACCCGAUCUCCUCAUGGCGUCUCACCAGCGCCAAUCUACAAUCGAUACAGUCGAAACUGCAUCUUCUGAAAAGGAGAGCGAUAAGUUGCGAGAGGAAAUCAUGAAGUCGCUCAGCCCUACACCGAUUUCGCCCGGUUCGAAUGAUUUACCAACAAAAGGUAACUCAAAUACGGCACCUACUCCUGGUAAUUUAACGCGAGAGAGCACAUAUCUAUCCGGAGUGUACGAUGAUUAUCUCUCGCUAUCCGAAGAGAAAUCAUUACAAGAACUAAGCCAGGCACACAAGGCUUCCGCUCACAUGAUCUCGAAUGAACCUGCUACCGCUGCGAAUGUUUCCACUUCCCUACCCCACGAUAUACCCUUGUCACAACCAGCACCAUUAAGUCCCGUGAAAAGUCCUGCAUCGGAAAAUACCACCAGGUUAAGGCGAUUCUCGUGGCAGCAGGACCCCGAGGAGAUGGCCCUGAACCACGCCGAAUCCAAGCCAGCGGUGCCAGUAAUUUCACCUCACUUGUCAACUGCAGACCAAGUAGACGCGGCCGCUGAACCGGGUUUUAAUGCGAAUGGGGUCUCGCCAGUUGCUGACCCCUUGUCUCCCGAGAAUGGAACAGUAGGGACAAUAUCACACCAAGUUUCACAAGUCAGCAGUCUCACACCAGAUGCUUCUUUGGCUCCAAUCGAAUUGCCUUCACCUGUCUCUUUCGCGGCGACAAGGAGACCCAACCCUAUUUCUGAUGUUCCAAGUGCCGUGCGAUUGUCCCUCGCCGAAGAAAAGGAAAAAGUGCUCAUCGGAGAUGUUCAGUCAACGACUUCUGAAACAUCUGAGCACCCCGCUCUUCAACAAGCUCUAGAGCCGGCAGGUCGUGCUGCUUCUCCCGUAAUUAAAGUCCCGAGCGGGGUCUCGCCUCGACCAUCCGUUGAACCGACACCAUUCCGCGAGAUUUUAAAUUUGGGGAGCUGCGAAGAACGCGUCCGGAAGUUUGAUGAAACGCGCGAACAGUUCUAUGUCAUGGAAUCGGGUCUCUUAGACUGGUUGGUCCAUUUACAAGCCCAAUCCGAGCAUACUGACAUGAUGGCAACAAACAAUCAGCAGCCGCUGCUAUCUAAGACUGGUACACAACAAGCAGCGUCUACUGGAGUAGCUGGCGCGCCCCACAAGGGCGGUCCAACAGCAUCGCACACUCGACGAAUGUCGAUAGGAGGCAUGCAACAACUCAUGGCUGGACAGGCUGGCGGCUUUGGAGGGUCAGGCAACCAGGUGGGGACGAAGAGCAAGGAACUCCUGCAUGCUGCGGGCGCCUUUGGUAAUAAGGGCAUGAAGUCGGGUAUGAAGCUCUUUAACAAGGGAAAAAACAAACUCCGCGAGCGGGCUGCCGGCGAUAAGGCUUUUUUCUAGGUAUGUUUUCCAUUGGCUGCCCGCAGCGCCGGUAGCUGAAACAGGGUUUGAGGCGAUGUGUGUGUAUUAAUGGCAACGACGAGUGGCAGUGAGGUGGCGGCAUUGUAAGUAGCAACAGUGUUAGCACAUACCCCUGAACGAGAUGACGAAUGGAUGGCAGUACGAGGACCUGCCGUAUUACCGUACUACGUACUGAUGUCCGCUCCUUUACCUUGUCAUCAACA
Messenger RNA from Xylaria bambusicola, 3623 nucleotides. RefSeq lists its product as uncharacterized. The coding region runs from base 166 to 3399 and encodes 1077 amino acids. Lineage: Eukaryota; Fungi; Ascomycota; Sordariomycetes; Xylariales; Xylariaceae. The record is from RefSeq and is a predicted model, not a curated record. The transcript has 2 exons.